Messenger RNA from Phasianus colchicus (ring-necked pheasant), 4859 nucleotides. Lineage: Eukaryota; Metazoa; Chordata; Aves; Galliformes; Phasianidae. The record is from RefSeq and is a predicted model, not a curated record.
GCCAGCGCGGGGCCGCCCCGAGCCGCGCCCGGGCGAGGCGGCGCCGGAGGCUCACCUUCCAGGAACAGCAGCCACCGCCGACUGCCCUUCGACUCUUUGAGUCAAAUACCGAUGGUCCCAACGGCACUUCAAGCCGGGAAGGUGGCUGAGCUGAACGUAGCCCUGCAGUCAACACCCUGAUACAUUUUUGGGCCCAAAAUUGCAUCCUACUGCAGCACUGUUCCCAUCCCUGUGGGGGUUUGUGGGGCUGCAGGGCUGGGGAGCAGCUGGGAGCUGCAGGAACACAUCGCUCUGUGAGGCCUCCGUGCUCCAGGAUCCCCGGCGUGGUUGGCACAAGCAGCUCCAGGAGCUCAUAUCCCAGUAAGGACAGGCAGAACAGAGCUGGAUGGAGACAGCGGGAAAAAGCUUCGGCUUAAAGCAAUUCCAGCGGUUAACCCGGGCCGCGACGGGAGCGACAGAAGCGCCGUCCGGAGCCGGCUUCGGGAACGCAUUCAGCGCAUCGCCGGCGGUGCUGGGAGCGCAGGGGAGCUCCGAGGCACGCGAUGCGACGGACGCCGGCUCGCUGCUCCCGUCACACGCCUCAUCCGAAUGGCGGAGCGGAGAUCCUCGAGGAGGUGUGCAGGAAGCAGGGCGGCAGUCCCGCUGAGUACGGCCUGAAGUUUCAGAGAAGUGUGUUGGAUCUCACUUUGCAGUGGAGAUUUGCCAGACUGCCCAACAAUGCCAAGCUGGAGAUGGUGCCAGUCUCUUGUAAUAGAGCGGGAAUUGGAAACGCGGUUCGGAUUGCACUGCAGUUAGAUGAUGGCUCCCGUUUGCAAGAUACGUUUCUUUGUCAACAGACUUUGUGGGAACUUCUGAACCAUUUUGCAAAGACCAGGGAGUUUCUGGAACAACACGGUGAAUUCUGCCCGGUCUGUAUUUACAUGCGAGAUGAGAUCUCAGGAAAAGAUGCACUAGAGAAGACAACGCUGAAGUCACUUGGCCUGACAGGAGGCAGUGCUAUUGUCAGGGUUGUCAUGAAGAAAUGCAGUUUGUCUGGUCAGGAGGAAGCAGUGGAUACCACAGCACAGUGUGAUGAGCCAGUAGUAAGGCCAAGCUCUACUGAUGGAGCAGUGGAUGUGCCCCUACCUCAGACACAAACAAUCCCGCCAGUCGUGGAUCACAGGGAUGAGGCCUUGUCUUUAAACAACUGCACGGACGAGCAAGACUCAAUUACAGAAUCAAAUGCCAGCUUGGAUGAGCCGUGUCCUCCCUCAGAGUCCAAGUCUACCCCAUUUGUCCCUUUUUUUGGAGGUGGACAACGUCUGGGGGGCUCUUCUGUGUCUGCAACACCUCUCGAACUAGAUAUGCCAUCUUCAGAGCUGCCAACAACUUUCUCUAGCCCUGGAGGCCCUUCUAAGCCAAAGAAGUCUAAGAACAGCCAAGAAAUGCAAAAGGAACAAGAGCAGCUUGUAGAACGAGAGCCACUUCUGUGUCACCCAGACCUGCUAGAUCCACUUCCUGCUGACCUGGAAGACCUUCCUGAUGAAUUUUUUGAAGUCACGGUGGAUGAUGUACGGAAACGUUUGGCACAACUGCAGAGUGAGAGGAAACGCCUGGAAGAAGCUCCACUGCUGACCAAAUCUUUAAGGGAGGCUCAGCUGAAAGAAAAGCUAGAACGUUACCCAAAGGUGGUGUUGAGAGUCCAUUUCCCUGACCGCCAUAUCCUGCAGGGGUUCUUCCGACCUACUGAAACUGUUGGAAUUGUGAAAAAUUUUGUAAGAAGCCACCUUGCAGAUCCAGAUUUACCAUUUUACUUGUUUAUUGCACCUCCCAGAGUCAUCUUGAACGAUGAAAGUUUGAAGCUGUCUGAGGCUAAACUCUUUCCAGCUGCUGUCAUUCAUUUUGGAUCUGAGGAGCGCAGGGAUUGUUACCUGAAAUCGGACCUGCUGAGCUCUGCAGUUUCCCCUUCUGCAGCUGAUUUAUUAAUGGCCAGAUGUUUGUCCAAACCAUUAGCUCCUUCUGCCUCAUCAUCCUCAGAAUCAAUAGUUCCAUCCCUACCUGAACCAGAAGUGAGCAGUGACAAAAAGACUGAACGAUCAGAACCAGCAAGAGUGCAUGAAGCUCCACAGGUGCUGAGAAGGGCCCCUGGGAAAAUACCCAAGUGGCUGAAGCUACCAGGUGGGAAGAGAUGAAGCAUCCUGAGCUGCAGUGAGCAUUCAGUUGUGCCUCUUUCCUGAUGAACUACUUCAGAAUUUGUAAGAAAUUGUUGGUGGUCCUGGAGAGAUCUAAUACGUAUGAACAUUAAUUAUAUACAGAAAAUUGCUAUUACUUUCAGCUGCCAGCUUCACCUUUUGGAGGCGUGCAAGGCCUGUUUAUAGGCUUUGUGACUACAGAAGCAAGAUUUAACAUUUCCUGCAUGCAAAUUAUAUGAAUGGAGAAUGGAAGGGAAAAUAAUUCCUAGAUAAUGUCUGUGAAGGACUGUGAUUUCAUCCAUAUUUUUAAAUUCAAAUCCUCCUACCUUUUGCCUUUCUAUCCUCAAAGCUAACUUGAAUCUGGCUGCUUGAACUCUAGCAGCAAGAUACAAUUCAAUUUUACCUAUAGUUUAGUGCUGACUAGAAGAAGACCUCUCUGCUUUUUGCUGGUAAUUCUGGGCGUAGAUGGCUAGAAAGUGGGUUUAAGGGAAGCACAUCACUUACAACAGUUCAGAUUGCCUUUUCCUAUGAAACUCUUGGUCUACUGCACUUACAUUGUUUUCAUUUGCCCCAGAACACAGGUAUCUGUUAAUGGAAUUUUCUCUGCGCAUAAUUUAUGUCAGUAACUAUGGGUAUAAUGCAGGGAAAAAAAAUUCCCAUAAGAAUCUCUUCGUGUGACCAUCAAUCUACAAAUGUCUUCUGUGGUCUGAGAGUUCCCACAGCAGAGUAAGCUGUUCUCUGCAUGCAGUUGAUAUGCAGAGGAAAGUGCUAGUCCUGAAUUUGCCUCCUGCAGAUGCUGCAGUGGGAUGAGCGUCACUGUUUAGAACUGUGCUUACACUGGAGAUUACAGUGCCACAGUAGCCAUGGUGCUUUAUUUUUAUUUUUUAAGUCUUCUCCAUGGAUUGGUGAUUCAUUCUGGGCAAGCUGGGUUCCAUGUUAUGGUAAUAGCACAUUUUCCAUUUUCCCUGUACAGACAAUUGUUCUCUAAACUAUGUGUGCAUCUGCACAAUUUUGAGAUGUAAUAAAGCACAGUGGCCAGAGGAGGCCUUUUUGUCGGUCUCUUUGAUAAUGUGUUCCUUCCCCCAGUGCUCUGUUUCUCUGUCAGUUCACAGGAACCUGCUCUCUUUUCAAUGGGCCUGUCAUGCCUCAUUCCCUUCCUCCCAUUUUUUUUUUUUUUUCCAACAAAGCAAAACAGAGCUUUGUACCAUCUGAAUGAACUUCAAAGUAGCUAGAAAGGGCACCCAGGGUUCCUGGCACUUGUCAUUGUCUCCCAGCCUGGCCAACAUUUCCCUUCAGGUCUAAUUACUUCCAAAUGCUCUUAGAUGCUUUGAAGAAACUUGAAGGGAGGGAGAAGCAUGAAAGGUGGAAGAGGAAAAAGGAGACUUAAAGUGGAGGGAGCAGAAUGCUUGAGCAAAAAUGUUGAUUGAUUCCUUAUAUGACACCCAAACAUAAACAGGGGAUGUGUGCGGCCACCGGCAGUGGAGGAUGCAAGAGCACUGUGUGCAGACAUGCUGCUCUAAGUUCUUUCUUUGAAAGGCAAGCUCUUCUGGUGCUUGAUGUCUAUAAAAGGUGUAUUACAACAAAACAAAAUUAAAAUAAUGUUUAAAGCUUACUACUUCAGAGGAUUGUGUGGGCUAAGCUGUUGUUUGGUUCAAGUACUCUCAUUCUCAUUGCUUUCACAGAAGUUAGAAGUAUGCUACAGCUAGAGCUGCUGUGCUGAGUUUGUGUAGGAUUUAUUGGGGGCCCAGAAGAGCCAUAGGUUGGCUCCCAGCAUAGGCAGUGAUGUACUCGUGCUAGUGUUUGAAUCACUGGAUUAAGAGUAAAUAGGAGUGUUUUGGAUAUCAGGAAGCUGUACUGGGCUUCAGGGGUGCUACUCUUUGUUUUUGAAGAGCACAGGCAACAUCAAGUGCCUUAGUUGUUUUGAUUGUAUCAGUUUUGUCACUUGUGAGUACAUGAGCAAAGAGAAGGAAAUGUCCGAGGACAUGAACAGCACUAUAAACUGCACUAUAAACUGGGGCAGUUUAUUGGGUUAAGUACAGGAGUGAGGAUCAGAAAGUUAAUAUCUGGUCUGUCUUGACCCAACCGCUGCUCACAGAAAGUUAGGCAUGACUUAAUCUGACAGAGGCACUAAUAAAUCUUGGCCCAGUUUCUUCUCUGUAGCUGGGAUGAGCAACAGCUGCAGAACCAAUACUGGGUUUAACCAGAUCCCCAGAGUUAACUUUCUAAUCAUUUUAAAAAUCAAGAUACAACUGGUUUACUCAGACAUACCCUAAUAGUGGCUGUGCCAGUCAGAAGAGGUUUCUGCUGAGGAUUGGACUCCUGCAGCUGAGCCCUUGCAGCUGUGUGCACUGAUUCAGUUGUUUGUGCAUGCCCCUUGUGUAACACCGUGCAUCAGUUUCAUCUACUGCUGUUUUAAUAGAAUGAAAAAUGGAUAUCUCCAACAACUAGAUCAGGUCUUACUCCCCUAUGCAAAAAAAAAAAAAAAAGGAAAGAAAAGAAAAAAAAGCUACAGCUAUUAAAAUACCACUUUACCACUAACAUCCAAAUCUGCAGUCCUCUUCAGUCAGGAAUGCUGGUGGUAUGGGCCAAGGAAGUGAAGUUGAGCAUUUUUAGAUCCCUUUGUGUGUCACCAAGAGUCAGAAUGGGGGGGAGAUGAUUUGGAAUCUAGAUAAGGUUUAAAAAAAAUAA